AUGUUUCUUUUUUUUUUUUUUGUUGCGGUCAAGUGUUUAGCUUGACAUCUUCUCUCCUGCAACCGUUUAUUCAGUCAAUUGCUGAUUUUGAACAUUUCAUGAAACCCUGCCGUGCUCCUUUAAAACCUAAAAGUUGCGAUCAUCCUGUCAAACUGCGUAGUUACGAGCUCCAUUAGCGAUUCUGACUGACCUGUUUAAAACGUCCUGUAACCCUCUCUUCAUCAUUGAUUCCAUACGCAACGCUGGGUCAAUGGAUGCAUCAUGUGUUUAAUCAUACAGGCUUCAAUCGAUUCUCACAGAACACGCUGCGAGUGUUUUUGACAGACAGCGCAUGUUUAGAUGUAGUGCGAGUGCAUGUUUCCAAUACUCAGCUCCAGACGUCUGUUGACUUACCGUACCUCGACUGUGCAUUAAUAAGAUUUAAAUAAAGAUAAAUAAAUGUGAGGUGUAGUUUUCUGUCCUCUGUGUAACACCUUUACUUCAAAAUGUCUCUGUUUCCUGCAGGUGGGACUUUGGACAUAAGUGCUUUCCCAGGAGCAUGGCAUCCACCAUAUUUUCUUUCCUCCACCUUUUCUCCCUCCUCCUCUCCUUCCUUUCACCUCAACCUGUCCUCACCCAGGACUCAUCUGUCAGCACCGUGACAGUAACAGAAGGUGACCUGUUCAUCGCCCCCACGACGCCUGUAAACCAGACGUCUCCGAAUAACAUUGAGCCCACUCAGAACACUCCUCCAGAGACGGGGCUGUCCACUCCUACCAGCGGUGGAGAUGCAGACGACGAGGACGGGCCUCCCAUUGGGGGGACGCGUUGCAUGGGCUACUACGACGUGAUGGGCCAGUGGGACCCGCCGUUCAACUGCAACGCCGGCGUCUUCCUGUACUGCUGCGGCACAUGCUUCUACCGCUUCUGCUGCCAGUUCCGCCAGCAGCGACUGGACCAGAGGAUCUGCUCCAACUACGACACGCCCAUCUGGGCCAACACUGGCAAGCCGGUGGCGACCAUCACCGAGGGCCAGGAGGACGGCGAGCGGGACCGCACACACCUCAUCGUCUACAUCAUCUGCGGCGUGGUGGCUAUCAUGGUGCUGGUGGGCAUCUUCACCAAACUGGGCCUGGAGAAGAGCCGCGGCGGGAGCGGAGGAGGAGGCGCAGCGGGGGCAUCGCAUGCUGACCUCAACUCCAGGACUCUGACGGACCUGCUGAAGCAGCAGGGAGCUGAGUUGAGCACGGUGGAUAAUGCCACGACCAGUUCACCCAACGGGGGGAGAGCCAACGGCGUCUCGACCAGGAUGCCGAGAAGCAGGAGUGAACAGCACCAUCUGAAUAACUCGGCUUACGGGCAGUUUGGACAAGGACUUCCACAUCCUCACAGCAACCACAGCGCUGUGGGACUCAACAAGUACACCUCCCUCAAAGCUGUGGCAAGUAGUGCGUCUAAGAGUUACUACAAGAGCUUCCCGCUCAUGGACUUCUCUCAUUACCAGCCAGUGGCGGUGGCGCCUCCUGCUUUCCAGCCUGUGCCCAUACAACCUAAAGAGAAGUCAUACAUCCACCAGCAUGCGACAGCACACCACGACCUCCAAGCCCCUCUCUCCAUCCAAAUCCCAUCCAGCCACAUGGAGCACUCGCAUCUUCCCAAGACCACCACGCACCCCAUGCUCUCAAGCUCGGCGUUCAGAGCCUGGGAGCCGACUGCCCGACACGUCCACAGGCAGAUUUCGGCCCCUGCGCACCCGUCCUCCUCCACCAUGCACGGCUCCAACCGUAGACAGUUCUACUCGACCAGGAGGCAGCAGAGCAUAGAGAACAUGCCGGACCUCUUUAGACAGCCCUAUGGAGGGAUGUAUAGAGGAGCCGGGGAGGGGGCAAGGCAUGGGCAGCAUGUUCCGGGACAGCACCCUUCUCAACACCCUCCUCAACACCCUCCUCAACACCCAUCUCAGCCCCCCUACUACCACCCCACAAGACAAAAGAGCUACUCCACCCACAGUACGACUGAGGUGACCGUCUGAGUGUGAAGGCUUAAUGCAGUGUCAAAAGAACACUAAUACUAGUCUUUGGGGUUAACUCAGUGCCAGAGUUUGGGACAGUUUUCCCAAAUGAUGAGACAUUCAGAUUAAGUAGAUGAAAAUAGGUGUUUUUUAGAAAGUGGGAACUGUGAUACUCAAGAGAAAAACAGCGUAGAAGAACCACAACUCUUACAGAACAGAUAUUUUGUUAGGAAAUGUAACAAGUUGGCUUGAGACCUCUCUCAGGCUCCAAUAGAUCACACAACCUUCACCACCACAGUUUUGGCAUUUAAGUGUGGUUUUGUGUUUCAACAGGGCUUUUAAGGAAAAGGAACAUGAGAGCAGAAAAAAAAAAAAAUCUUUCUUACUGUGGUGACGGUUAAAAUGUUGGUUUCUUGUCUGAUUUGUCAGGCAUGAACGGUGAGUUUGGGUUGGCCAAGUACUAAAGUGAGGGUAAGGUCAUUUGUACAUGAAGGUUUGGUUGAUAAUAAGAUUCCAUAAUGAGUCUGGAACUGACAAAAAAAACACACUCAGAGCCAAUAUUUUCUGACAUUAUACACACAAUCUGUUCAACCAUGCAGCUCUUGGCAUUUGCUGGAUUUUAUGUAAAUGUAGUAUUAUAACCUUUAAGAUCAAUUUCUUGUAUUUUCUUUCAAGCUGUUAAACUUCAAACACCAAUUACUUGGAUUUGAUGGCACAACAAUCUUUAAGCUUUAUUGGCAACAAGAAGACAUAACCCUUAUAGGAAUAUUUUAACAUUUGGGAUACAGUCUUUCUUACCAAAAGUAAGAAAAGAAGAUUUUUACUACUCUUUUUUUACUUACUUUGCAAUAUAGAGGCUCCUGCCAUCUCACAUUUAGCCUAGCAAUAGCAAAGCAAUAAUUUUCUUUUGCUGAGCUAACCAUUCCUAAGCUAGCUUAGUCUUACAACAGUCACGAAACAAUAUGAAGCAGCAUAUGUGCAGUUCAUCCUGGAGUCUUGUCAUGAUAUAGUUUAAUAAGGAUGAACAAUAAUUAAUCAACUUUAGAGGUGCUUUAUGGAGAUUAGUUUCCUUUUAACAUCCAGGCUUGCUGUUUUCCCCUUGUUUCCAGUCUCUGUAUAAGAUAAGCUAACUAGCUGCUUACAAAUGUACUCUACAGACAAGAGAGUUUUUAUCAAUACUUCUAGCUAUAAUGCAUCUAACUGAAGGAGAUUCAGACAGUUUUGCAUGAUUUCCUCCACAGCAGCAAGCCACCAAGGGCAGAAACACAAAAAAAUCUAUCACAGAGAUUCAUUAGUUGGAUUCGUUUUCUUAUAAAUUUUUGCACACACAAUAAAUUACAUUGAUUGGACUAAAAUUUCCCCUUACCUGCAGCACUUUAGUUGUGUUUGCUCCAAAAACUCUUAAAAAAGUCUGCCAAAAAAUAUCAUAUAUAAGCCAAAUAUCUCUUUUGAAAAAUGUAAUUAUUAUAGUUUAAGGUAUACACAUCAAACUAAGUGUGUGCAUUAAUCCAUCAGUCAGUAAUCUGGCUCCAGAGGAACCUUCUGUACUCGACCAUAUUCAAAUCAGAACUAUUAAACUGCAUCUUUGAAGGCUGAUUAAAUUUACAUCUCUGUGAAAUGGAAAACCUUAUUUGACUGGAUUACAUAAAAUAAUUCCAAAAAUAAUUAGAGCAUUAACAUGUGGAUUGAUUUGAGAAGAUUUAAGGAUUAUUUCAUAUUGACUCAUCACAUACAAUUUGGUUACAGAGUAAUCGCAAAUCAUCUCAUGGGAACACAAUUCAGGUCAUAGCCAGGCCCUGCAGACACUUUUAUAUGCAGGUUUUUUUUUUUACAUUUUUUUGUAGGUUCCCUGUUCUCCUUCUUAAAACACCUCCAUGCACAGAUGUUUUUCUCCUGGUUUCUUUCUACCCAUUUUGGCCUUUCCCACCCUCUCUAUACAAUGCCCUGCUUUUUUGUACCAUCAGGCCACAGCACACAUGGACAGCAUCCCCGAGGUCACAUUAACUCGACAGAGAGGACAAUAGCACCAUCAUGUCAGCUCCCAUCAUCCUCCAUCCUGGCCAGAGAGGGGAAGAGCAGGAAAGAGAGGGACAUAGUAAGAGCCAGGGGCUGGGACUCUUUAGAAAAGAAUAAAAAGGAAGGAGAGAGUAGGGGAAAAAUAGAAAAACAAAAGGUACAUGACUGCAUGUUUUCCUUCCUCGGGGGUAAAGCGAAGGAGUCACUGUGGAUCUGGGUCUCUCACUAUGCAGCUGUCUGGGUCAUAACUUAGAGUGUGUGGAUGUAUGUGGAUGCCUGUGUGUAAUUUCUCUCCCCCAGGCACCAUUGCAGGGGAAUUCGCCGAGGCAUUUCAAGGCCUGGAGGAUUAAACAUUUCUCAUCUUGUCUCUGAUUUGUGCAACAGUAAGUGCAACUGUCCACUGUACUUGUUGGUGAAAGUUAGUGGCUGCUACACCCUCAGGAACCGCACGAUGAAGUGAACUGUUAAUGAUUACACAUGUGUCCAUGAAAGUUCUGUAAUAGCGUUUGUGCUAUGAAGGUAUUUUAUUAUGCUCAACCCUUUAUUUGGUGAAAGUUUUAAGGGCUUUUGUAGCAGCUGGGGCUUCAUCGAGGACGCAUUUCUGUUUUUGCAAAUGACAUCACAUCAAACCACUUGAAUUAACCAAGUCAAAUGUAUGGGGACGUCUUCCCCAACAGAAAGCGAUAAAUCUAAGCACAAGAGUGAUCAAUUAGAAAAGAGUUCCUUUUCUUCUCUUAAAAGAGAGAGUCCAGACAAUGCCUGCAUAAUCAGCAUGAAACAAAAAGGUUUCAACUUUAAUAAUUUGGGGAAAUUAAUUAAUUGUAAUUCUCUAAUAAAUCUCAGCGAAAUAACACGAUUUAAUAAUUGUCCUGUCUGUAGCUCAUGAGAUACAUCGCCCACUCGGGGGAAUCAUUUCAACAGUUUCCCUCCUUUGAAACUUUUAAAACAUUUUAUAAACAAUUAAUUUUCUUCUUUCACUCACGUUUUGCAACCAAAGUUUUAAAAAAGCUGCUCGACUUAAUCCACAAACUGGAUCCACAGACAAGACCAAGACAUUUAGGGAUCGAGGCCGAGUCAAGACAAGGACCAUAAAUAUCACAGAAAAACCAUCAACUUGUGUGCAGGGGGCGCGUCAGGUUGCGGACAUCACCGGGUUGAAAAAUCGGACUACAAAUUAAUUGAUAGAAAGAGGCAUUUUCUAUCUCUAUAUUUUCUAUUUCUAUAGAAAAAUAACCUAUCAGAGGUGGUCUUGACCAGACUUGAUUUAAAAUCCGGAGUCGGCCCAGUCUGAAACCGAGACAAGACCGAGUAAAAAUGCUUUCGAUUCCAAGACGAGACCGAGACCUUCAAAUAGCGGUCUCAAGACCGAUCUUGAUACCAAGACCGAUUUCGAUUACUGCAACACUAACCAAACAGAUCUUUGAUACCAGACAAAUUGAACCUGAACAGAAAAGUUGUGGGCUCCAAACCCCCCCAAAAAAGCUGAAAGAUAAUAAAUUCUCUUAUAGACUUGAAGGGAGUUGGAUGAUAAAUCUUCGAGGGUUUGUCAUGUUAAGUUACCCAGUACACAUCAGACAUUAGAUUAUGUAAACAAACACUUUCUUUUAAAAGAAGUUCAAAUUCUUCCUUUUAUUAAUCCAAAUUAGAUUAUAAAACUAGACGAAUGAUUUAUGUUCUCUUUGUCCCUCUUGCAGCGACAUGUCAACAUGAUAUAUGAGAUUUGAUAAAGAAAUAACUCAGUCCUCCUCCUCCUCUGACUAACUCUACAACUUUGUAA
Messenger RNA from Labrus mixtus (cuckoo wrasse), 5783 nucleotides. It is a transcript of the gene shisa8b, whose product is annotated as shisa family member 8b. The record is from RefSeq and is a predicted model, not a curated record. NCBI's taxonomy places the organism in Eukaryota, Metazoa, Chordata, Actinopteri, Labriformes, Labridae. The transcript is spliced from 4 exons. The coding region runs from base 539 to 2011 and encodes 490 amino acids. Gene Ontology annotation, cellular component: AMPA glutamate receptor complex; postsynaptic membrane; dendritic spine membrane. Gene Ontology annotation, biological process: regulation of short-term neuronal synaptic plasticity; regulation of AMPA receptor activity.